AUGCUCAUUGUUCGUUUUUCUCUCCCACUCUCUCAAAUUCUUAGGCCCGCUUUUGCAAUUAUGAGAAUUCGGGCUAGCACCAACAGUGGCUGGAGUUCAUUUUCCGGGUAUGAAAAAGUAAAGACGAAAGAAGGUCCUCCUUCAGCCCCUAGACAAAUCAGAUGGAUUCACAGAAACAUGACAUGUCUUACAUUGGCCUGGUCACCACCAGACAACAUCAACGGCAUCCUCAAAAAUUAUGAAGUCAGUCGAACGGAAAUUUUCUCCUACACGAAAAGCACACAAGAUUCCAAUGUAGUAAAGAUAAAACUAAACAACCGACCUACGUACCAAAUGUGCAACCUUCUUCCUGCAACUCACUACGAAUUCACUAUCAGAGCGGCCACUGUCGGUGGACAAGGGUACAGCAGCAAACCGGCUAUUUUCUGGACGGAGAUUAUGUCACCAGCUUCUCCCCCACGCCCCACAAUUGGUAAAAUAUCUUACACUAGUGCCGACAUUACGCUUCAGUCGGUCGUAACUUACACGGGACCGGUAAGUUGGUAUGAAGUUAGGCUGCAAGAGGUGGCUACGGAUAAUGGAGAGAGUUUUAAGGAAAGGAAAAAGAGAGAUACUCAGAAGACAUCGUUUGAACUUCAAGCAACUGACUUAACUGCUGUACUCACUCCACAACUUGUAGGUCAUUCUAUUGUCUUUACUGUUGGCGAUAACAAAACCUAUGGAAACGUUCGUAAUAAGCCGUUGUCAAACCGAAAAAGUUAUCGCAUUUAUUUCGUGGUUUAUAGCAGUCUUAACAAUGUUUUAAAAUGGAACGCUUCCAGUACGGAGUUUCCUUUACAUCUUCUUUCAGAAGAUGUGAAACAAAAAAACAUUUCAGUUGUGGUGUUGGUAGUAAUUAUUCUGGCAAUUGCGUUGCUUUUAGUUCUUCUGUUACUCGUUUUCUGUUACAGAUGCCGUAGGAAUCGUAAGAAUACUUAUAUUGACCACGUGAACAAAACCCAAGAACAGAAAGAUGACGAGCCACUUGAAAAAUAUUGGAAUACAACUUAUUCAACUGAUGAAAGUCGUUUUAUUGUUGUAAACAUAGAUUUCCUGCCAGUGAAACCAUCAGCACCGCAUUCAGCCGUUCCGGAUAAACCUUCCAUUUCGUCCAUAAAUAAACAGUUGCCAUCAAAUCAGGAGACCAACUCGGUUUCAAAUCCAGAAAGAAAUAACAAAACCUGCCCAGUCACUUUCAGGGAGGAAUUUGAAAUUCUUAACAAACUGCCAAGACCGAAAUAUUCGUCUAACGAAGCACAGAAAGUAGAAAACGCCAAAUUAAACAGAUUCACACGCUUGCUUCCAUAUGAUCACAGCCGGGUGCAGUUAAAACCAGACUCAUCUUCGUCUAACACGUAUAUCAACGCCAGCCAAAUAACAAUACCUGGUUACAAUACUACGAAAACAACGAGUCGCUUUACGCGUACUUAUAUCGCAGCGCAGAGUCCUUUUAAUUCAGAAACAAUGCGAGACUUCUGGCGAAUGAUAUACCAACAAGAAGUCCGAGUUGUGGUUAUGCUAACAAAACAUGUCGAAGAUAAAAUCAUUAAGUGUUCGGAAUACUUUCCGAAGGUUGUUGACCAAUCGUUCACAUUCGAUAAGCUGUUCAAAUGGCCCGAGAAACGAGCUGCCUAUUCUACAGCUUUGAUCGAUAUGCGAAGAAAGGUUCGCCAGUUUUCGGAUAAUUUUCCACACAACCCUAUACUAGUUCAUUGUGGGACUGGAAACGGCCGUACUGGGACAUUCAUUGCUAUUGAUAUCCUUUUGAACGAAUAUAACCAACACGGAAGCGUCAAUGUGUUUAACAUCGUAAAGCGCAUGCGCGAAUGCAGACCGUAUAUGGUACGGACAUUCGCACAAUAUCUUCUCAUCUACGACGCCAUUUUUGAAGCGUGUCAAGCCGGUGAUCUUUCCUUUCUUAGUCUAUCGGACCUCGAUGCCAAAUGUAAACAACUCAAUACGACCAACUGGAAGACAUCCAGAACUUACCUUGAAGAUCAGUUCACCCUUUUAUGCUUCUUGACUCCCAGACCAAACAUAGAUCAAAUACGAACAGGUCUGUUACCACAGAACAGUGACAAACACAGAUACCCUGACAUUAUCCCACCAGAUGAAUUUCGUCCUCAACUGACAAGUUGCUUAAAUGAAAAUCCAGUUGAAACUGAUUACGCUAUGUAUAUAAAUGCCGUGUUUAUAGAUGGAUAUAAAAAGAAAGGUGCUUACAUUGUCACUCAGACACCUUUGUCGAGCUCUUUAGUAGAGUUCUGGUGUCUCAUUUACGAAUAUGACGUCAGAACAAUUGUUAUGAUGGAUUCAAACACGAAAGGUGACACUUGCAUCUCGUAUUGGAAACAUCCAACAUCUUUCAAAUAUUUUACUGUAACACCAGAAGGAAAAACUGUGAAUGGUCGCAGUACAGUGCAUCGUCUCGUUCUGAGAAGAAAAGAUGUCAAUGAAGGGGCAGCGAGAGUAGUUCACCUCUUCCGAUUCAAAGGUCGUCAGAGUUCCAAUUUAGUUCCAGUAGGCAGAGAUCAUAUGCUAGAUUUGAUCGUUGAUGUGAACAAGUGGCAGGAGAACAAACAGCGUAGGCCAAUUGUGGUACAUUGUAAGGACGGGGCUACCAAUGCUGGACUAUUUUGUACCAGUGACCUUCUCAUACAAGAAAUGAUCAAUGAAAAUUGCGCUGAUGUCUAUCAUACUGUAAAGAAGAUGAAAAUUCGAAGACCAGAAAUGAUUCCAAAUCUGGAACAAUACAAGUUUUGCCACAGUCUCUCACCUCACUCUCUAAAAUCUCUCUGCCACGUCUCUUUCUUUUACUUUUUCAUUUAUCUCUCUUUUAUCGCCCUAUUAAAAAGACUUAUUUGGAUUAUCCCUACCACUUACGGUUUUGAUAUUAUCUAUCUAUCUAUCUAUCUAUCUAUCUAUCUAUCUAUCUAUCUAUCUAUCUAUCUAGCUAGCUAG
Molecule: messenger RNA, 3000 nt
Organism: Acanthosepion pharaonis
Lineage: Eukaryota; Metazoa; Mollusca; Cephalopoda; Sepiida; Sepiidae
Source: the annotation of a GenBank genome assembly